GCCAAGAAGAUUGCCAACCCUGAGUACGUCGAUGACGACAACCUGUACAAGUACGAUGACUUCGGCUUCAUCGGCUUUGACUUGUGGCAGGUCAAGGGCAACACCAUCUUCGACAACGUCAUCAUCACCGAUGAUGUCAAGGAAGCAGAUGCUUUCGUGGAGAAGUGGAAGGCCCUGAGCGAGGUUGAGAAGGCCAAGAAGAAGGAGGAGGACGACAAGAAGGCUGAGGAAGCCAAAGCUGCGAGUGCAUCUGCCUCCACGGACGAUGACGAUGACGAUGACAAGGACGAGGAGGAAGACUGA
Messenger RNA from Symbiodinium sp. CCMP2456, 303 nucleotides. Lineage: Eukaryota; Dinophyceae; Suessiales; Symbiodiniaceae. The record is from the annotation of a GenBank genome assembly.